Messenger RNA from Gryllus bimaculatus (two-spotted cricket), 939 nucleotides. Lineage: Eukaryota; Metazoa; Arthropoda; Insecta; Orthoptera; Gryllidae. The record is from the annotation of a GenBank genome assembly.
CCUCUUUCCACUCGCCGGCUGUAUCUCUUCCCGGCCCCCAUUAAAGCACGCAGUCUGGGAUGUGUAAGAUAUGAAUCGCGUGGGCUAACGCACGCUCAGUUGCAGCGACUAUUAAUAUCUUUGAAGGUCUACAGAAGCUGCUAAACAUUGCAGAUCGCCCGUCGUCUGUUUCUCGCCAUGGCUCCGAAGGUCAAACUAAUCUACUUCGACAGUUGGGGAGCUGGUGAACCUAUUCGAUAUUUGCUUGCUUAUGGAAACAUCGAAUAUGAGGACUAUCGAGUGCUUGUUGAAGACUGGCCCAAAGUUAAAACCAGUAUGCCCUUUGGUCAGAUACCUGUACUUGAAUGGGAUGAGAAGGUAUUAUACCAAUCAACAUCCAUUUGCCGUUUCCUUGCCAAAAAGAUGGGUCUGGCGGGAGAUGACGAUUGGGAAGCUCAAGAGAUUGAUGCCCUGGCUGACACUAUAGCUGAUCUGAAGCAAGCAAUCAAUGAAUAUGGAUGGUACUGUUCCCGCGCAGAAAGGCCUAUCAAGAAGCAGAAAUUAAUAAAGGAGACACUUCCCUUCAUUCUUUCGCGCUUCGAAAAACGUAUCGGGGAAAAUAACGGUUAUUUGGCCAAUGGAAAGCUUAGUUAUGCUGAUUUUAUAAUUGCCGGGUCAACAGAAUAUUUUUCUGUUACAAUGGGAUUUGAUAUUACGGACGGCUACCCGAAGCUGAAGGCCCUUGUUGACAAGGUGCACAAAUUCCCACAAAUACAGGCAUGGGUCGAAAAGAGACCUAAAAAUGUAUACGCAUUCAAAAUGGAUGAUUAAGAAUAAAACAUUUUGUUUUAUGAAUCUGUUUUUGUUCUCUUCCUUACUUUACCAAACUUGUUAAAUAAAAACAAAAUCACAAUAAAUUGUGAAAACUUUAGCGGAAUUUGAAUUAAAGGUAUGUUUAUG